GUUGAUUUCUGAGCUUAAAAAAGAGUACAAACAGUACCUUGCUCUUUUUUUUUUUCUCUUUUUUUACUUUAAGAGUUCAAUAUGGCUCAACCUGUAGCUAGAAAGUUGCUUGUAGUUGGUGGUUCUGGCUUUCUUGGUUCAAAUAUCUGUAGACUUGCAGCCAACAAGGGUUGGGAAACUGUCAGUUUAAGCCGAAGAGGAGAGCCUGAAUUAUUUCAACAGUAUGGAAAGCCUGAUUGGGCUCAACAGGUUCAAUGGGCUUCUGGAAAUUCACUUCAACCCGAGACCUACAAAGAUGCAUUAGAAGGUGUGACUGAUGUAGUUCAUACCGUUGGUAUUUUAAUGGAAAACGACUACAAGUCAGUUGCUCAAGCGCAAUCCCUAUGUGAAGUAGCUAGUGGUAUUCCAAAGCUUGUGCUCGGAAUGAAGGAUUAUGGUAACCCUCUUGAUCCCAACUUGAAAGAUAAUCCUAGACCUACUUAUGAAACGAUGAACAGAGAUACAGCUAUAACCGUUGCUGAUCAAGUAGCCAAGCUGCCUUCUAUCAAAUCAUUCACUUAUAUCUCUGCUUCUGAUGUAUUCCCAUUGAUUGAUCCACGUUACAUUACUACAAAAAGACAAGCAGAAACCUACUUAUUUAGACACAAUGAAUUCAAGACAAUUGUAUUGAGACCAGGCUUCAUGUACAAUGAGCACAGACCUGCUGCUAUGCCUAUUGCUGGUGCACUUCAAUUCAUCAAUGCUGUUUCUAGUCCAUUCAAGCAAGGUCUGGCCAGUUUACCAGGAGGAAAAAUGAUUACUACUCCUCCUCUUGAAACUCAAGAAGUAGCAAGAGCAGUGAUUGCUGGUAUUGAGAGUGAAGAAAAUGGCAUUUUUGAUGUAGAAGGAAUCGAAAACCUGAGCCGCAUUACUAUUUAAAGUUUAGUGCAAGGCGUGUGUGUGUGUGUAAAUAAAUCAAAGUUGCAUAAAAAAUAUUUUCCUCC
Molecule: messenger RNA, 983 nt
Organism: Gilbertella persicaria
Lineage: Eukaryota; Fungi; Mucoromycota; Mucoromycetes; Mucorales; Choanephoraceae
Exons: 6
Coding region: 82-918 (278 amino acids)
Cellular component (GO): mitochondrion
Molecular function (GO): protein-containing complex binding
Source: RefSeq, a predicted model, not a curated record